AUGUUGAAAGAACCCUCCGUUCGAUUGCGAGAGGCUAUCGUUGAAGGAAAUCUACUCAUAGUAAAGAGGCUGUUACGACGGAAUCCAGAUUUGCUGACUAACAUCGACUCGGAGAAUGGAUGGAGCUCACUACAUUACGCCUCGUAUCAUGGACGAUACCUUAUAUGCGUGUACCUAAUUCAGCUAGGUCAUGACAAGCAUGAGCUAAUAAAAACUUUCAAAGGGAACACAUGUGUGCAUUUGGCGCUAAUGAAGGGGCAUGAACAAACCUUACACUUACUUUUGCAACAAUUCCCGCGAUUUAUCAAUCAUCGCGGAGAGAAUGGCAGGGCCCCCAUUCACAUAGCCUGCAUGAAUGAUUACUAUCAAUGUCUGAGCUUGCUGAUAGGAGUGGGUGCCGAUUUGUGGGUAGUGGAUGCCAACGGCGAUACGCCACUUCAUGUAUGCUUGGAGUAUGGCAGUAUAAGUUGCAUGAAAAUGCUUCUCAACGAAGGUGAAGUGUCCUUGGAUGAUAACGUGAGGGAUAAAGGCAAUUGGAAACCGAUCGAGGUAGCGCAAACCUUUGAAGUGGCUAAUAUAUACUCCAAAGUGUUAAAAGAAGCGAAGAAGAAGGGGCCACCAAUGGGAGCUGGAAAGAAGCAAAGUUCAUUCAGAACCCCUAUCCUAAACGCGAAGGCCGCUUUUGAAGACGGACCUUCUCCAGUCUUAAGCAUGAAUUCUCCAUAUUCGCUUUAUUCCAACAAUAGCCCGUUACCGGUACUACCAAGAAGGAUAUCCACGCAUAUUACUAGCGGGAACAACGGGAACCGAAGAAGUUCCAUUACAAACCCUGUAUUUAGCCCGCGAAAGCCGACUCUAUCUACGGACAGUUUCUCGUCGAGCUCAAAUUCCAGCUCGAGAGUAAGAGUGAACACUAUCAACGCUAAGAACAUGGUAGGGGCGUCACCCAAGAAGGAGCUGCUUCCUGAGUCAGUACGACACAGUGCAACACCAACAAGCCCGCACAACAACAUAGCGUUGAUCAAUAGAUACUUGUUGCCCAACAAGAGUAACGAGAACGUGAGAGUAGAUUCACUUACCGCAGCAAACAAUGACAACGAUGGUGGCGGCACCGGCGGCAUUGCCGCCGGUGCCACUAUAGGUAUGGGGUUGAGAGAGGACUCGGACGAUGAGAACGAGAACAAAUAUAAGACCAAGACAGCCCACGGAGAGCCGAGGAGACGAGUGUCGCUCCUGAACAUACCUAUCUCUAAAUUGAGAAACAGCAGUAACGGCAGCAUAGAGGAACGCUAA
Messenger RNA from Saccharomyces mikatae IFO 1815, 1293 nucleotides. It is a transcript of the gene AVO2, whose product is annotated as Avo2p. The record is from RefSeq and is a predicted model, not a curated record. Gene Ontology annotation, molecular function: protein binding. NCBI's taxonomy places the organism in Eukaryota, Fungi, Ascomycota, Saccharomycetes, Saccharomycetales, Saccharomycetaceae. The transcript has a single exon. The coding region runs from base 1 to 1293 and encodes 430 amino acids.